Messenger RNA from Physcomitrium patens, 1953 nucleotides. RefSeq names its product heparanase-like protein 3. The record is from RefSeq and is a predicted model, not a curated record. NCBI's taxonomy places the organism in Eukaryota, Viridiplantae, Streptophyta, Bryopsida, Funariales, Funariaceae. Gene Ontology annotation, cellular component: membrane; plant-type cell wall. Gene Ontology annotation, molecular function: beta-glucuronidase activity.
AGUUAGUGUUAAGUAAUGCAUGCUGUGGUUCUUGAAUCCUGCUUUGUCGGCUUUGAGGAUUGUUCUCCGGGAUGCUGAUAGAUUCGAUACGUGCACAAAAAUGAAAAUUCUGCUAAUUCCGCUCAUCGUUUCUUUGCUGCACUUGGUAGUGACACUCCUUGUGGGGAUCCGUUAUGAAAACCCUUGUCAUGGAAGUUUGGUCUGUAAUGAUAAUGUAGUAUCGGUGAAGGUGGAGGUGAAUAGUAGUGCUGCAGUGGCUACCGUAGAUGAGCACUUUCUUUGUGCUACCCUGGACUGGUGGCCGCCUGAGAAAUGCGACUACGGAACUUGCGCAUGGGGGAACACUUCCUUGCUCAACGUGGACCUUUCUAAUCAUUUGUUUGAAGUAGCUCUUCGAGAUUUGUCACCUCUGCGAAUACGCCUGGGAGGAAGUCUGCAAGACCAAGUGGUGUAUGACAUAGGCGACCUACAAGUGGAGUGCCGCCCUUUCGAAUACAAUGCCUCUCACAUGUUCAACUUCCAAGGGGGCUGUCUCAGUAUGGAACGCUGGACGGCGCUACUCACUCUGUUCAACAAAACAAGCACCAAGGUAGCGUUCGGACUGAACGCCCUCUACAACCGCCCCAAAUUAGCAUCAGGCGCUUGGGGGCCUUGGGACCCUUCUAAUGCCCACGACUUCAUCCAGUACACCAUCGCCCAAGGAUUUCAAGUAGACGCUUGGCAGCUCGGUAAUGAGCUAAGUGGGAGCGGGGUGCGCACUAGUGUCCCAGCACUCCAAUAUGCUGAAGACGUGACAAAGCUCAGAGACAUUGUAGCCGUGCUUCAUGCAAAUACUGCGAAGCCACUGGUGAUAGCACCAGAUGGAUUUUUUGACUAUUCGUGGUGGGAGGCGUUUCUGAAGGCUGCUGGGCCAGGAUCUGUCAAUUUCACCACACGGCAUAUCUAUAACCUAGGCCCAGGUGUUAGCCAAGAUCUGGUGGAAAAAAUAUUGAACCCUCAAUACUUAGAUGGCGAGAAGAGAACGUUUGGUUCGGUGAACGAAUUGCUGCAACGAGUGGCUCCAUCGACUGGGGCAUGGAUUGGGGAAGCAGGGGGAGCCUAUAACAGCGGUCGCCAUCUUGUGACGGAUGCAUUUGCGUUCAGUUUUUGGUAUUUGGACCAGUUGGGGAUGGCUGCAUCAUUGAACAAUAAGGUCUACUGCCGCCAAAGUUUUAUUGGUGGGAAUUACGGUCUUCUCAACAAAACGUAUCAACCGAAUCCUGAUUAUUUCAGUGCUCUUCUCUGGAAUCGAUUGAUGGGUACGCAAGUGUUGAUGGCCAAGAGUGGUGACAACGCUUCGCAUCUACGCGUUUAUGCUCAUUGCACAAGGGAUAGCAAUGCACAGGGAGGAGUUACAGUUUUGCUUAUUAAUUUAAGCAACACAACCACGUACGAGGUGGAGGUCUCGCUCACAGCACGAACAGUGACACAGUACAUGAAAGAAACAUUUGAAGGUUUAGUUUCUAUUUUUACACCAUCAAGUGAGCGAUUGGAGUACCAUCUUACAGCUCCUGCGAACGAUCUCCACAGCCAAAAUAUGCUACUUAAUGGGAAGUUGUUACAGCGAUCAUUAACUGGUCAGGCUCCAGAAUUGACACCGCUCAAGGUAGGUAGCCAGACACCUAUAAACGUGUCACCUUUAUCCAUUACAAUUGCUGUUAUACAGAAUGCAGGCCUACGUUUCUGUAAAACUUUACCAGCACCAUUUUCCAAUUAAUGAGGUUAUUAACUACAGUGGAACUAGUGAGUAAGGUGCUGAGUAAAUAGAACCAUACAGAGAGGAGGAUACCUGGAAAAUCAUUAAAAAGUCAGUACCUCUGAGUGAUACAUAGUUCAGAUAAUUCGACCAGCCAUGUGUAAACUCGCAACCAUACGAAAUUUAUGCUCAUAAUGCACUACAUGUACACAACCAAA